This is a messenger RNA of Ailuropoda melanoleuca (giant panda), 392 nucleotides long. RefSeq names its product family with sequence similarity 25 member A (gene FAM25A). The transcript has 3 exons. The coding region runs from base 65 to 334 and encodes 89 amino acids. Lineage: Eukaryota; Metazoa; Chordata; Mammalia; Carnivora; Ursidae. The record is from RefSeq and is a predicted model, not a curated record.
CAUCUAUAAAAGCACGCUGGUCCAGGCCCCGACAUCCUGCUUGCUUGCCACCUGUCACCACACGAUGCUGGGAGGCCUGGGGAAACUUGCUGCCGAGGGCCUGGCUCACCGCACCGAGAAGGCCACCGAGGAAGCUGUUCAUGCUGUGGAGGGGGUGGUCAAGGAGGUGGUGGAGCACGCCAAGGAGGCUGGAGAGAAAGCCCUUGCUGAUGCCUUAAAGAAGGCCCAUGAUACAGGGGACAAGGUGGUGAAGGAAGUCACUGAGACGGUGACCAACACAGUCACAAAUGCUGUCACCCACGCAGCGGAAGGCCUGGGUAAACUGGGACAGUGAGCACGUCUGCCUCCAGAGGGCUCUUCCUCAAUCCCAAUAAAAAGCUGUGAAAUGUGUA